Molecule: messenger RNA, 5733 nt
Organism: Symbiodinium sp. CCMP2592
Lineage: Eukaryota; Dinophyceae; Suessiales; Symbiodiniaceae
Source: the annotation of a GenBank genome assembly
AUGCCGUGCUCUCAGCUUGGGCGGCCUCACUUGUCCCGUGAUUCAAAGGUUUGGCUGGCGGUGCUGUUUGCUCUGGGGCUCCGGCCCGGCUGUGUCGGACUUCGGCCUCUCGACUGUGCGGGCGUGGAGGAGGAUGGCGUGCGGUGGGAUGUCGUCAGGCUAGAUUUAUCACACGCGCUGCGGGAAGUGCUUCACAACGGAGCACUGUCUCGAGAUCUCCAUGCUGCCAAGGAUUCGAAAGGCCGGGAUCCUGCAGUGUCCUACGGGGACGUUCAGCUGCAGCGCCACUUGGAGCGCUUGCAGCGGCUUGUUCUGGUGCUACCAGAGAAGAGCCGAUGUCCUCUGGGCCGGUAUAGUCUUCGCGUGCUGGUUUCUGUGCUCUAUUCUGGCUUGAGCUGGGAAGCUUGGUUUCGACGCUACGAGGAAGACUUAUGGGGUCUUGUCCAUGGCAGCAAUUGGACCGAGGCCAUAGCUGCAGAGUGGCCGAUCUUUCAAAUCCUUGCGCUCGUGGGCGACUUGUACGAAGGACAGCCGUUCCCCGCAGACUGCCAAUCCGCCGAAGCUGACAUCGGGCGCUUGGCAGUCUUGCUGAAAGGCACUGCGCAGGAUGCCACAGCGAUCAGGACGCAUGCUGUACCUAUGCUGCGCCACUCCUGCGCCCUCGCCCGUGCUGGUGCUGCAGCUGCCCUGGCUUCUGCCGGGAUGAGAGUUUCUGGAGAGGUGGCACCUUCGAUGCCAGGUGUCGAUCCCUCGCUUCUGGCACAGAGUCAAGCCGCUCUGAGAGUUGCCAGCAAUCGGCAUCCCGAGGGGCCGAAGGCAAUAUUCACCCGGCCUUUGCCCACAUUGCUCCUGCACUUGGAUGCGGCGCAGACACGCUUGCGACGGCAGUGGCAGAAGCUGCGCGAACGGCUCGACAUCUUAUAUUGUGGGCCUUUGGAAAUCGAGGAGGAGUUGCAAGAGCUGUGUGGCAACAUGCAAGGUGAUUGCAAGGUUCACUAUCACCAGGAGUUGGAAACAACUCCCUCGGGCACAUGCUUCCGGCACUAUCGGCAGGCAUCACAAGACAUCUCGAGCAUGGACCAUGAAGCUGCAACAUCGUCGGCCGUGCUCGUGGUCAGUCCUUCUACUUGGAUGUGGAACGAGGAGCUAUCCCAAGAUGUCAGACAGCUUCUGCGAGAGCGCCAGCGCUGGGCUCGGGACAUUGUCGUCGCGGGACUGCCAACCAUGAAUCGAUCGCGCAUAUUCAACUGGCCAGUGCAGAGAAUUUUGCACAAAUAUUGGAAGUUGUCAUACGAAGAGUAUGCCACUGGUCACGAAACAUCGCCGUUCCUACCGAUGGCGCAGUUCUGGGCAGUAGGAGACACGACUUCUGGCACGCGGAUAUACAGCACCGCUGUCUUCAAGAGUUUACUGGCAAGUCUGACCAGACGCGAGUCUGAGUACAUUGAUGCUUUACCGCGGCCGGAAGGUGCUGGUGGACUUUCUGGCGGCGGCCAGGCCGCCGAAAACUGGCUUGUGAUGCUGGAUCUUCUUUCCAAAGAAGCUGGCCUCCGUGCUUACACAUUCUUGAAUGGGGCAUCUUUGGAGAACGUGUACCAAGCGGCAGCUUCUCUUUCACCAGGACUGUCGAGAACCUUUCACAUUGAGGCGGCUCGGUUUCUCGCUCGGGCGAGUGGUGGUCGAGGUCCACUGCAAGAGCACUGUCUUUUUCCGACUUCCGGCCUCGCGAGCAGCUUCACUCAGAAUCACGGUGUCGUCGUCAGUUGGUGCACCAGGAAGGCUUUGAAGGAGAUGUUCCGUGAUGUGGGUGGUUGGUGGCUAUCACUGGAUCCGCUCCGUCACAUCAUAGUGCCGGUUUCGGCCAGUGUGCUCAACCUCUACAGGAGCGGAGAGACGGAGUUGUUUCCAUGGGAUGCAGACAUCGACGCGAACUUCAUCGCAUCGCACGGAAUCGUAAUCGGCGAGUUUCUGGAGAAUCACAAGGACACCUUGAGGACAAUGGGCUACGACUACAUUCUGAGGGGCGACCGCGUCGUCUUCAAGACGUUAGCUGACACUGCUCGAAUGGACAUUUGGCUUUCGGGCCCGCAAGAGGUCCGCGCCUACGACAUCCGAGCCAGGCCACCGCAGUUGAGUGAUGCUGCCAUGCACGUUGCAGCGCAGAUAUCCCAUGCCCACAUGACGGCUGCGAAUUUCCCGACAGAUUUGUGCACUUGUCCGAGUGAUGUCAGAAAAGAACACUAUCGCCCAGAUGACGGCGGCGAGGAGGCCACGAUGACCCAUUGGGUUGGCAUUGCCAACUUGCCUGACCUGCCGAUGAUGGUCGUGGAGGCAAAAAGCCAGCGAGCUGGAGAUGCAGUGUCGGGCACCACCAUCCGGUUCUUCUGGGAGACGGACCCAACAGCAAAGCUGGACGUGGAGCUUCAAGUGUUUGCAACCUAUCUUGAAUUCGCUGCCAUCUACUCAGCAGUGCCUAUAUUCAAACGGGCUCUUAACAUGGCCUGUGCGCCGCCUUCUCCUCGGGUUGAGCAAGAUGCUCAAGACCGCGUGGACUGGAAGGAGGUCAAGCUGGAUCUUUCUACAGGCAUCUCCCUUCCAACUUACUGGUGGCAUCCAGCGGGAUGUAGUGCGGCAUCAAGAAGCGCCGUGCUCUGCUUGCAUGGUGCCGGAGAUGUUGCGCUGGUGUGGGCGCAGGUGGCAAGGAGACUGCGCGAAAGAAUUGGAGUUACGAUAAUUGCUGCGGACCUUCGGGGCCACGGCGGAGCAAUGGUUGAGGAGCGCCUCGAUGAAAGCCUUGGACUGCAACGACUGUUGCCCGACGUUUUGGCACUGCUCCGAUGCACGGGGGAGCGACUGUCCCAGGGCGAGGGCGAUGAACAUGUUUCGCUAAUCCUUUGUGGUCACUCCCUGGGCGGCGCUUUAGCUGCGCGUGCAGCUUCAGAGGCUCUGAAAAAGCAGCUUCCUCUUCGGGUGCGGGCCGCCAUUCUGCUGGAGUCUGUGGAAGGCACGGCUGCGGAGACGCUUCCGCGCAGCGUUGCGUGGAUGCAGGCCCGACCUCGCAGCUUUACGAGCUUGGAGGACGCCAUUGCUUGGUCCCUAUCUUCGGGGAUGCUAGCAAAUCCAGAAGCAGCAAGGGAGAACAUCCCGCCUCGACUGCAUCGCGAGGCUGGCCAGAGGUGGACUUGGAUAACCAAUGUUUCUGAGGCCGUGACUUGCUGGCCCCAAUGGUUUGAUGGGGUCAGCUCCCUUUUCGUCAGCUUGCCAAUCCCCAAGCUCCUGAUUGUGGGAUCGGUGGACCGGAUGGACGCAGCUUUGGAGGCUGCACACAUGCAAGGUCGGUUUCGCAUGGAAGUGGUGCCUCACUCGGGACACUAUAUUCACGAAGACUGUCCGGACGAUGUGGCGGAGGCCAUUACCAAAUUUCUCCUGCAGCUUCAGCAGCAGGAGAAAGCCUUUGCGAAGCUGAUGGCGCACCGAGCGUUUGCCACAGCGCCACCUCGCGGCCGCCUGCACCCGGCCCUGCAGAUGUUAAGCGGCACCGUGCAGAUCAAAAUCGAUGCCGAUAUGAUGGAUGUUUGUACGCUGCUGGGAGAUGCCCGAAGUCUGGAAGCCGAGUACAGCAGAUUGCAGACAGCUGGCGAAGAGCAAGAGGCUGCUGACGAAAUACGCAUUCAUGACGCGCAGCUUGAGCGUUUGCGCCUGCGCACGCUGCUCGAGCGUUACCGCGAGCGUCAGCCGAAAGCGGAAGAGCUGGCCGAGAGAUACGAAGCAGAAAUUGACCAGUUGUCAGAGGAGCAACGACAGUUACAAGAUGAAAACGCCUUACUCGCGCACAGAGAUACGCUUGCCAUGGAGCUACUGGACUGCGGAACUCCCAGCAGCCGGACCAGUCGUGGAAGCCGGGCAUCUCCAAGCAGCAUCGGGGCUUUCGCUCGUUCACCGUCCAGGGCGGCCGUUCGUCGCACCUACAACCAGGCAAAGGAAAUGCGAGAGUGCCAAGCGAGGCUAACGGCUCUCCAACGAAGAACACAAGUGAAUGAGUGGUACCUGUCGCAGCUGAAGGUCGGCUUGCAGGAGGGUUCCCGCAGCCUCCAAAGCCGGGAAACCCACCUGCGAGAGCUGCGGGAACGUUUCGAUGCGGCCGAGGAGCAGCGCCAUCGCCUCGCGGAGGAGCGAAAUCGAACUGAGCGACAGUUGACCUCAGAGCGCGAGGAACUCGUGCAACUGCACAAGGAGGCCCUUGCUCUUAGGGAGGCUUGCUACUUGCCAGCUCAGCUUAAGAAGAAAAGCAGCACACUCAUGAAGUUCCUGGAGGAGGAGGGGGGGCGAGCUAAGAUGGAGAAGCAUCUGCGAGGACGAGAAGCAGUCGUAAAGUUGUACCACAGCGUGGCCCAGCAAGCCCCGGACCUGCAGGCUGCAGCAGGUCGGGUCAAGUCAGAGAUGGAUCUCGUGCUGAGAAGGUACCAAGAACUUCAGCAGGCUGGGACUAGUGAGGAUCACAGCCUUGAAUGCGGUGGACUUAGCUGGCAGCUGCUCACCGCAGAACCUUUUCGGGUCAAGAGAGGUUUUCAGAAGCAGGAAGAUGACAUCAGCUCUCCGAGUAACACUCACCAGCCGAAAGCUGUAAAGACAGCUGUACUCUUUAAUUCUCCGGACCUCUUUGCUCUUGCCGGCCUGGAGGCCACUACACAUGGGCAACGCUGUGGCAACUUGCGGCCAGGCGACCACGAUUGGGCCAAGAGGUAUCAGCUAACACGACAACGGUUCGCUUGCACGGAUCGAAGCCCUCUUCUUGACAGUUACAUGCACGAUCAAGAGCAGCUGCAGGUGGCGUUGAAGGUUGCUUUUGCCUUCCCCCAGGACGAGAUGGCCUCGACAAAGUUUCCAUUCAAAACAGGUCAGGAACUGGCCCUGUCUUGCAUCGAGAAGGUCAAGGCUUGGAGUCCCUUGACUCUGCGACAGGAUCGUGCUGCCCACCGGACUGCGCAGACUUCGAAGUCCAGCAGCUUGUGGCCGACAGCCUCCGAAUCCCGCUUCGCAAGGCCCUGGCGAGCCUGGUCGGUCAAGAUUUGGGCUCCGACUGGCGACGGGGACGUCGAGGAGUUCUGGGGUUUGCUGCAGGUGCCAUUGGCCAAGGAACAUCGUGACAUUGAAAAGGUGAAGGAGGUGAUCAAAGAAGUCCAGUGUGUGGCAGAUUACGCGCACAAGUUCAACCAGCAUAUCGCUCGUGCUGCCGGCGAUGAACUUGAUUCUGCGCCAGCUAUCCGCGUGGCUGUGCCGGUUGGCUGCUUUGUGCUCGACAGCAUCAACCCACACGUCGCCGAUGCCGGGGAUGCUCUGAUGCUGACACUCUUCGAUGCCGCAUCCGUCACGAAGUUCGUCUUCGAAGGUGCCGAAGACUUUCAAGAGCUCCCACAAGCUUUCUUCCACUACGUUGCCUGGAGCAGUGGUGGCCAGGAGAUGGUGGCCGACCUACAGGGGGUAGAGGAUGAGCAAGACUUCCUGCUUGUCGACCCUGUGCUGAUUCGGCCUCAAGAGCUCAGUCUGACUGGCAUUCUCUCCGCGGUGAGCGGCGGCGGUGUUAACAGCACCUCACUCACUUCGCGAAGGUUAGACGAAUGGCAUCCGCGGUGUGGACAGUUGUGCGGAUCCUUUGAUCCACAAAGAAGGGGUGGCACCACAAGGAGAGCUUGCGGCGUUCCUCUUCCCCAUUGCGGCAUCGCUGGUGGAUGA